AAUAUUAAAACAAAGAUUUUCAUGACAAGAGUAGUUUGGGUCUUUCUGGUUCGUAAAACAAAGAAACAUUUCUCAUUUCCUCACUUUAUAGACUUAUGAAAAGGAACAUUUCUCAUAAAGCUAUAGGGGAGCAAAGCCAAACGGCAGUGUCUCACAGAAUCAGGAAGGAGGCGUGUCCAACGAGAUGUGACUAUGAUGUUUGACUAUGAUCAAAAUGUCAAUAAUACCAUUAAGAGAAAGAAUGAAAGAAAUAACACUGCUGUGGCUGCUCUUUGUGACCUUAUUACUGAUCUGCACAACAAACCAAGCUCAUCUCACUGUGAGCCCCAACCGAUCUCAGUUCUUCGAAGGAGACUUUGUGUCUCUGAGCUGUGAGGACAACAGCUCUACGAGAUGGAAUCUGACAAGAAACACAAGAAAACAACAGAGGACUCAGUGUGGAGUUCGGUGGGGAAUACCAGCUGGUUUUUCCUGUAACAUCAGUUAUGUCUUUCCACUGGACAGUGGAGUUUACUGGUGUGAGUCCAGAGAGGGUCCCAUCAGUAACAUGGUUAACCUGACAGUCACUGGUGGAUCAGUGAUCCUGCAGAGUCCUGUCCUCCCUGUGAUGGAGGGAGAUGACGUCACUCUGCUCUGUAAAACAAAGACCACUCCCUCCAACCUCCCAGCUGCUUUCAUCAAAGAUGGUGUCUUCAUUGGGAAAGAGCCUACAGGUCACAUGACCAUCCAGGAUGUUUCCAGGUCUGAUGAAGGCCUCUACAAGUGUGACAUCAGUGAUCAUGGAGAGUCUCCAUCCAGCUGGAUCACUGUCACAGGUAGACCUGCAAUCAAAGCUCCACUUCCUGCUUCAAAACCACCCAUAUCUUCCUUGAGCACAGUUUCAGUCCAGCCCACAUCUGGAGCUCCGCCCUCUGCCUCAAUACACUCACAGCUCACGCUGACCCUAGUCCGCUACCUGGUGGUGUUCUGCCCAUACUUUAUCUCCACUCUCCUCAUGGUGUCUUUAUAUUUAUCCAGAGCCAAUAAUCGAUAAUCAAUGACCUAAUAACCAAAUGAUUGGCAGCUGUUAAUUGUUUAAUUCUUUAAAUAGAAUAAAUCAAACUUUCUUUUCUGACCUUGCUGGACUCCAGGAAAUGCCUCCUGUGACAGUGAUGAUCCCACCUACACAGGCUUAAGAAGGAAUGGACCAGGAGAUUGAUGAUGUCACAAAGACAGAGGGAGUGUCAUGCCUAAUUUUUUACUCUGUGUUGCUUUUGUUGAAAUACUUUCAGAGCAAGUUCACAAAAGUUUUACUGUAGAUUUAUUUAUUCUCACUGGUCUGCUCAUCUCUGAUUAACACAGCAGAAGCAUGGAAGUCACAAAGUACUAUAUGACCCAUUAACACACUCUUAGUAUCAAACUUACCCUGCAUAAUGAUGCAGAUACUCUUUAAGGUUUGAUUUAAUGCUUUAGUGCUUUGCUCUCUGAUUGGUCUGCUGAUCUGGAAAGGCUCAUGCAUAGCUUUGUUUGAUUUAAAUUGGACUAUUGUUACACACUGUAUACCAGAGUUACUCAUUCAUCUUUUAUCCAUUUACAUUGACUGAGAGAAGAGAUCACAUUAUUACAGUGUCAGCAGGCUUGCACUAGAUCCCUGUGAAUUAUAGAAUUCAGUAUUAAGACGCUGUUUGCGUUUAAAGCCUAAAUGGUGUCAAACCUGCAUAUGUGGUAUAAAUAUUUUGUCUGUUUUCUCCCUCCAGAUCAUUAAGGUCUUCUUAAUCACUCCUGAUCAGCCUGCAGGUUAAGCUUUCAAAAGUGGGUGUUGUUGCUACUGUUGCACAGUCUCUUGACUCACCCCCCAGCUGACCUCAGAUAACAGUUUCAGUCUCAGCUAAAGACAAACCUAUUUCAGCCAUUGUGUUUUUAGACCUCUAAUUUCUGUAACUGUGAUUGGAGGAUUGGUUGUUGUUGGGUUAUUUCAUAUACAGACUGAAUAUGUAUAGUCUCUCUUUGGUUUUAAAUGUGUUAUAAAUGAAAUUUACUCACCAACUUACUAUUAGUUUGUUACUGUGUGUACCGGCUAGUCAGGGUUGUGUGCUAACCACAUCAUGGUUGGGGAAAUUAACAUGUUCAUAGACUAGAUAAAUAUGUUCAUAUUUUAUAAAUACUGUUUGUAUAUUUCUGUUUUCUUUAAAAAACACAGCAGACAGCUGUAGUUAAUAAGCUAAAACUCUAGAUUACUAUAGAUUGAGAUUGUGUGUUUUGAAGAGGGCUGUGGAGGUUUUUGUUGUCCUUUGGUUCCCUCUAGUGACUCAUGGAAAUAUAAGCAUGUCUCUUUUCCAGCAAAGCGUUUCAGGAAAUUUGUCCAUUUUAAUGUGUAAAAAGUUAGUUUGGUUCACAAAAUAAAAUCAUGGCU
Oreochromis niloticus (Nile tilapia) is the source of this 2392-nucleotide messenger RNA. Its product is annotated as Fc receptor-like protein 4. Lineage: Eukaryota; Metazoa; Chordata; Actinopteri; Cichliformes; Cichlidae. The record is from RefSeq and is a predicted model, not a curated record. Gene Ontology annotation, cellular component: external side of plasma membrane. Bases 206 to 1033 code for a protein of 275 amino acids. Gene Ontology annotation, biological process: cell surface receptor signaling pathway; immune response. The transcript has 5 exons. Gene Ontology annotation, molecular function: transmembrane signaling receptor activity.